AUGAAUGACGGCGCCAUCUACAACGAGGAAGACAACGACGCGACGCAACCUGUUUCCUCGCCUGGCAAUUCUGCUCUUCUCGAAGACGUUGCUCGGGACUGUUUCCUGCGGGACAAGGUCGUAAAAUUCCGAUGCCCACUACGCGCUGGUCGGCUCUUUGAGUUGACUCCGCUUACCUCCCAAAUCAAUCGCCUUGACAAAGUAAACAACAAUGACGACGGAGAUGAAGUGACCAAGAGUAGCAUCAAUGAAACGCUAGCCGUGACUGAAACUGCAAAAGAAGGCAACGUCGCCGUGAUCGACAUAUCCUAUCAGAAGAACAGAGUAACAUGGAAUGAUGCUAGUGAACAGCUUUGUCAGAUGGAAGAUGUCUCGUUCGACGCGUACUUGAACACUUCAGCCAAUACAGCAAUGUUCAAGCUUCAUGCUUAUGUUAUCCUCAGAGGCGGCAAAGGCAAGAGCAAUAAGCAAGCUGUUUAUUUAUACAUAUAUCCUGAAAGGGUUCAAGCUAUAAAGUACAAUGUUUACCACAAUCCACAGCCUUCAGCCUCCAAGACAUUCCAGCCUCGGCAUUACUCACUAUGUAUCUCCAUGACGCAAGCGCCUGAUUUGAUUCGCCCCAAAGGACGUCCUCUAGACUCUAAAGGCAAAACGAAAACUCGACUACAUUUGAUUGAAGACCUCGCCAGCGUCACCGAAUUCAUCGUGCAUCUCGACAGCUCCAACGCAGUCCUAAGUAAACCAGACUUCGAUUUACUCGAAAAGACAUUCUCGGGCGAUCGUCCUGAAGGCCGCCCGCGGACAGAUCUACCACGAGCAAACCCGGCUACACUGUAUGCUGGUAAUGGAGGCGAGAUUGCCGAGAAGAAUGAAUUUAUGCAUAAUGCGGAAAGCCCUCCUCCGUACGCUGGCUCUGCGUCAAACGCUCAAAGUUCCAAAAAACGCCGCCGAGCCGAUUACUGUGAUGAAGAUUCCUCUGGUGUAGCCCGCGUCCUAGUUCUUCUCAAAGACGUUGUUUGCCGAUUGGACAAUAUCGAAAGUCGGAUUGACUCACGCUUCGAUGAUAUGGAAAGCCGAGUCUCUGGGCUGGAACAAUACAUCAAAGACAACCUCAGAGACGUACUGGAUAAUGGCCGCAGCCCAUGUCGAUAUGGAACAGAAGAGAGACAAGAAAUCUAUGAAGAGAUGACCAACCAGAUUGAAAGCUGCACAGAGGACCUAAAAUGGAAUUGCCAAGAUGCAAUCAAUGAAAUGGAGAAGGAGAGCGGCAGGAUAUUGACUCAAAUGAGGGAAGAUCUGAAGGAAGAUCUGGAGGAAGAAGUGAGACAAUCAAGCGACGACGCCUUGGACAACAUCGACCGAGCUAUAGACGACAGAGUACGAGAAACACUUAAAUCCGCGACAAUCAGAUUCGAUGGAACAUUUGGCUUGGAAUUUUAG
Trichoderma gamsii is the source of this 1440-nucleotide messenger RNA. RefSeq lists its product as hypothetical. The record is from RefSeq and is a predicted model, not a curated record. Lineage: Eukaryota; Fungi; Ascomycota; Sordariomycetes; Hypocreales; Hypocreaceae. Bases 1 to 1440 code for a protein of 479 amino acids. The transcript has 4 exons.